This is a messenger RNA of Capsella rubella, 611 nucleotides long. RefSeq names its product pEARLI1-like lipid transfer protein 1. Lineage: Eukaryota; Viridiplantae; Streptophyta; Magnoliopsida; Brassicales; Brassicaceae. The transcript has a single exon. The record is from RefSeq and is a predicted model, not a curated record. Bases 65 to 478 code for a protein of 137 amino acids.
UCUACGCACUUCUUAACUUGAAAGAGUUUCUUUAGGGCUUUGUUUGUGUUUCCUUAAAGAACCAAUGGCUCUUAAGAACUCUCUUGCGCUCUUCCUUCUCUUCAACAUCCUUUUCUUCACUCUCACUACAGCCACUCGCAGUACUGGCUGUCCUCCUCCACCACGAAAACACAACAAACAUAAACCUAGUACCCCACCAACCACACCAACCUCUGCCGGGACUUGCCCUAAAGAUGCCUUAAAGCUCGGUGUUUGUGUUAACGCACUAAACUUGUUGAAAGAUGUGACUCUCGGAACUCCUCCUGUGACUCCAUGUUGCAGCCUUAUCGAGGGUUUGGUCGAUCUUGAAGCUGCGGUUUGUCUUUGCACUGCCCUCAAGGCUAGUGUUCUCGGCAUCAACCUUUACCUUCCCAUAAACCUUAGCUUGCUUCUCAACGUUUGCAGCAGAAAGGCACCACGCGGCUUCCAAUGCCCUUAAAAAUCAUCAAUACACUCGAUAUAUAAGUUACGAACCAUGCAUGGAAAUCUUGAAUCUUUGAUCGUUAUGUUAUAUUUUGUGCUCGUUUAUUUGAAUUGGUGAAGUUCAUGAAGAACAACAAUGAGUUUAUGUU